Prosopis cineraria is the source of this 372-nucleotide messenger RNA. RefSeq lists its product as uncharacterized. The transcript is spliced from 2 exons. NCBI's taxonomy places the organism in Eukaryota, Viridiplantae, Streptophyta, Magnoliopsida, Fabales, Fabaceae. Bases 1 to 372 code for a protein of 123 amino acids. The record is from RefSeq and is a predicted model, not a curated record.
AUGCUGGCUAAUGGCUAUCUUUUAACCUCUGUGAGACGUGGGAGGAUACUUGGGACUUCUCCAGUCUGCGUGAGAUGUGUUAGAGAGAAUGAGGAUUCACUUCAUGCUGUGUGUGAUUGUGUGGGGCCAAGGCAACUAUGGAGUGCACUUCAAUGUGAACAUAAGAGGAACUAUCAGAUGUUUGAGGAGGGUUUUGUGUGGCCUUUUGAUCCUAUGGCUGGAAUAAUGACAUAUGUGUAUGAGGUGAAAGAGGCUUACUGGAAGGAAUUUAGAGGUGGUGGCAGGAUUGCUAUUGAUAUGAGGUGGAUAAAACCUAAUAAGGGGUGGAUCAAGUUAAAUGUUGAUGGUGAAGUUAAAGGUGAUGGUGGAUAG